Aethalodelphis obliquidens (Pacific white-sided dolphin) is the source of this 8103-nucleotide messenger RNA. RefSeq names its product transmembrane serine protease 5 (gene TMPRSS5). The record is from RefSeq and is a predicted model, not a curated record. Gene Ontology annotation, molecular function: serine-type endopeptidase activity. Gene Ontology annotation, biological process: proteolysis. NCBI's taxonomy places the organism in Eukaryota, Metazoa, Chordata, Mammalia, Artiodactyla, Delphinidae. Gene Ontology annotation, cellular component: membrane. The annotation marks the transcript as partial. The transcript is spliced from 11 exons.
UUUCUCUCCUUGGUGAGUGACGGACAGCUAUUUCCCCAGAGCCUGAUGCUGGAUGGCCAAGCCCCCAUGGAGGCUCAGUAUGCAGAGGAGAGUCCAGGAUCCUGGAUCUUCAGAGCAGAGCCAGGAGACCCACUGCGGAGGCCCGAGGCCCAGCAGCAACCCAUCUCUUGGGCAGGGCGCUGGUGCACAGGGCGGCGCGGCUGGGCGGCGUUCGGAGCCCUGGCGUUGCUGGCUGGUGCAAGCAUUGGCUCCUGGCUUCUAGCGCUGUAUCUGUGGCCGGCUGCCCCUCAGCCUGUUCCCGGGACCCUGCAGGAUGAGGAUAUGAGCUUAAACUGCUCGGAGGCCAGCGAUGAGGAAGCCCUGCUCCCCUCGCUUCCCAGAGCAGUGUCUUUCAGAAUAAACACCGAGGACUUCUUGCUGGAAGUGCAGGUGAGGGCCCGGCCAGACUGGCUCCUGGUCUGCCAUGAGGGCUGGAGCUCUGCCCUGGGGGUACGGAUCUGCCGGAGCCUUGGCCAUCUCAGACUCACAGACCACAAGGCAGUGAACCUGUCUGACAUCAGGCUCAACAGCUCCAGGCAGUUUGCUCAGCUCUCUCCUAGACUGGGAGGCCUCCCGGAGGAGGUGUGGCAGCCCAGGGGCAGCUGUACUUCUGGUCAAAUUGUUUCCCUCAGAUGCUCUGAGUGUGGGACCAGGCCCCUGGCUUCUCAGAUAGUGGGCGGGCAGGCGGUGGCUCCCGGGCGCUGGCCCUGGCAGGCCAGCGUGGCCCUGGGUGCCCGGCACACAUGCGGGGGCUCCGUGCUGGCCCCACACUGGGUGGUGACCGCGGCGCACUGUGUGCACAGUUUCAGGCUGUCCCGCCGGUCCAGCUGGCGGGUCCACGCGGGGCUGGUCAGCCACAGCACGGUCAGGCCGCACCAGGGGGCUGUGGUGGAGCGGAUCAUCGCCCACCCUCUGUACAGUGCCCAGAGCCACGACUACGACAUGGCCCUCCUGCAGCUCCGGACCCCGCUCCACUUCUCAGACACCGUGGGCGCCGUGUGCCUGCCGGCUGAAGAGCAGGAUUUUCCAAGGGGCUCGCAGUGCUGGGUGUCUGGCUGGGGCCACACUGACCCCAGCCACACCCACAGGUCGGACACGCUCCGGGACACGGUGGUGCCCCUGCUCAGCACCCAGCUCUGCAACAGCUCUUGCGUGUACAGCGGGGCCCUCACGCCCCGCAUGCUGUGUGCCGGCUACCUGGACCAGAGGGCCGACGCGUGCCAGGGGGACAGCGGGGGUCCCCUGGUGUGCCUGGACAAGGGCACGUGGCGCCUGGUGGGCGUGGUCAGCUGGGGCCGCGGCUGCGCAGAGCCCAACCACCCCGGCGUCUACGCCAAGGUUGCCGAAUUCCUGGACUGGAUCCAGGACACGGCGCAGGUGAGUCGGGGGGCAGGUGGGGCAGACCUUUUUGUGAAGGACCAGUAACCCUCGGAAACCGUGACCCUCAUCCCUCGGGCCUGGGCCCUGCUGGGAGCUGGGGAAUAUUCCCAGACUGGGAGAAGGAAGAAGUGAUGCUUAUAACGUUGAAUCCAUUCUAUUAAUUUAAGCAUUCACUAAGGAAGAGUUAACCUGAAUUUGUAGCCCAGAUUUUCCAUUUCCUGUGUGGCCUGUGGCAAAUUCCUACAGGAAUUUGGUAAACCUCAGUGUCCUGGUAGUAACCAUCGUGGCUACUGUAUAUGCCGUCAUAUGUGACGAUGACAUGAGUUAAGGCCUGCCCAGCGCCAGGCUUAGAGUGAGUGAUCCAGGUGUUAUUAUGUACUUACUUAUGACCAUUACUCAUCCCUGGUCGUGCCUGCUCUCCCUGCCCUAGGGAGAGAGCUCAGCAUCUAGCAGUUUGAGUUCAGCCACUGAUUCAUUCUGUGUGAUCCUGGGCCGGCCACUCCACUUCAUCCGUUCAGGGGAAGAGCCAAGUGAGAGAAUGUGUAUAAAAGCACGUGAUCUGUAUAAAGUACUUUACAAAUGCAGGGUGUGAUCGUGGGAAGCAUCCUUCUGCAAGGUUGGGCUCAGGGCAGGUGGUAGAUAAUAAACUGUAGAGUUUACAGGUGACCUAGGCAUCCACCUUCUCAUUCAAACCUUACAAAAAACCUAGAGAAGCAGAUAUUUUAGCCCCAUUGGAUAGAAGUGGAAAUGAAGGUUCUGAGUGGUUAAGUGAUUUAUUAAAAUGCUAGUUACUCGGCUAAGCGAGGGUGGAGCCGCUCUGUAGAUCAGCUCCUUUCUCUUUCAGCCCAGGACUCCCUCCCCUGGUCCUGUUGUUUCCUCAGUCUCAUUGCAUACCAGCCUCAUGUUUCCUGGGGUCUCUGGCAGGUCCACUAGAUGGAGGAGAAGCAGCAGCCCCGGAUGCAGAAGGUGUGGAUCUCUUAUCACUGCACAAGAGACAGUCACCACCCACUGGCCAGCCCCCAGGCCACAGGGCCUCUCCCCUCCAGCCCUGAUUUCCAGCCCCUCUAUCUCACCAGAGAGCCUCAAUGACAGGAGAGAAGCUGGGGUUGGGUUGGGAAGGUCGGGGAGCCGGGAGGUGGGGAGUGAGCAGCUGGAGAGGAAGAGGGUGCUGGCGGCCGGGAGCCUGCCCUUCUGCCCCCACCCCCACCCCAGCCCCUGUGCUCAUCUUUUGGGAGGAUGCUCAGGGAUGCCCUGGGCCUGCCUUCUCCCUGUGCUCUCAGGUGGGGGAAGUGCCUCCCUACAGACCCAGGCUGGGAAGCUCCUGGGCAGAUGGGGUCAAGGCUGGACCAGCCCAGGUGAAGCCCAUGGAGUCAGGAUCCGCCCCACUCUUCUGUCGAUCUCACCUACUUCCUGCUCUCACUUGGCUCUGACUGGCCCUGCUGGGGCGGGGGGCGGGGGGGGGGGGCAGGGGCACUGUAAGAACACUCUGCUUGGUGUUGGAACAGGGUGUAGGUUUUAAAUGACAGUUCUGUGAACUGGUCCAGGUCUUCUGGUAUUAAAGUGAAAUGAUAUAUGGCCUUGGUCCCGUCCUCCCCCCACCCCCCUUCUCUCUCUUUCUCUCACACCUACAUUAAGGGGUAGUAGAAUUACAAUUUUCCUCCCAUACAUGUUUCUUAAAGCUCUGGAACUGACUCCUGCUCAUAUAAUUCUGUACAUUUGUUAAAUCUACAUGUCAUGAUUGACAAUAGAAAGCCCCAGCCUUCCAGGUGCUCUGAUGCUGCAAGUCUGAGUGCCACUGAGUCAGUGCUCCCUCCGGGAGGGUCUGGCUUCCCCACGAGACCCAUCUCUCCUCAGCUCUUGUUUCAGGACUGGGCCUUCUGGCUCGGGAGAUGUCUUUCUGAGUUUCUGCCCAGUUAGCAUUUUCCUGGUUAAGCUUCUCCCCCACUCUCUCCUCUCCAGCGAUUAAAAUGCAAUUGGUAUCUUAUUUCUAAAAGCUGCAAUGAAUUUUUUAUGGUGCUUACCCAAGGAAAUGCAAUUAGCGUUUAGCAAUAACACAACUUUUUCGGGAGUUUAUCAGCAUUUUUUUGAGGGAUAGUACAAAUGAAUAUUCAUUCCUGGAGGGUCUGCUUCCUUUGCAAAGAAGUGCAUUAGAAAAAAAAGGGCCACAAUUUACUGUCGUUUAAAAACAGCUGGGGAAGUGGCUGCUGGGAGUCUGCUGCCCAACUGCAGAAGCAACGUGGGUGAGGCCCUGGCAGGUGGUGGGUAGUCUGACCCUGUGUUCUGAGAGCCCCGAGACAUCCAGCCUCCAUCCCGAGAUCAGCAUUUACUACCUGACUCUGGUGGGUCCCCACUUCAAGAGGCAGUUUCAGGGCUGCCUAUCUCCCUGGGCAGGGAAGAGUUACCAGCAAAUCCAUCAGCGAUGAUCUUUUUUGUGUUUCUGUUGUUGCCCAUAGGCGUUUGCUUAUUUAAAGGGAGCUUUUUAUUUACCACAGUCAUUAUGAUCUGUUAAUAACCAGUAACACUUGGAUACUAUUUUACGGUUUAUCAAUCCUGCUCACACGUGGUAUCCCAUUUAGAUCUCACACCAUCUAUGUGGUGAAGAUAUUAUUAUCAUGCCCAUUUCACAGGUGAGAAAAUUCAUUCAGAAAGCUGAAGUGACUUCCCCAGGACCAGCCCGCUAAUAAGCGCCAAAGCCAGGAUGGGAACUUCGAGUCUUUUCACGCCAAAUCCACAUCAUUGUUUUGCACACGGAUGAACGAGAUGGUCCAAUAUUGCACAGAAGUAUAGAAUGGGAAGGUUGUUUAGUCACCUGCCUACAGUAAGGCAUUGCCAUCCCUCUUUUUUAUAGGUGAGGUAACCAAAACCUGGGAAGAGGCUCCUGCCAGGGACCCUUCCUGGGCAACGUUCUUACAGAUUUCCAGUUCUGCAUGGUCUGACUUAAAGUGUUACAAAUGAGUAUUUUCCACAGGAGGACGAUAAAGAGAAUCCUAAUUAGAGAAUUUGCUAAUAACGACUCCCUGUUUACCUAUGGAAGGUCCUGGUAUCUUUCACCAGGCCACGAGUCAGAUCUACAGACUCAGAGGCUCUCACCUGCCCUUCCUGUAUUGGCAGCUACCAAUCCAGCCCUUAGGAAAGUGAGGAAAAGUGGGUGCCCUGGGCCGGCUGCUGGAGGGCAGGGCUGGAGAUGGGAGCAAAGAAGGGUGACAAGAUGCAGGUCCGGAAGGAUUUUAAUGAGGACCAGCUGGGUGCCCAGCUGUGUGACGCUCUGCAGGGAAUUCAGAGGCAGAGAAGCGGCUGCCUUAUUGGAGCCAUGAGACGUAUUUGCAAUAAAUUAUUAGCGGCCAGCCAGGCACGAGGCUGAGUGGUGCGGCAGUAAUUGCUAAGGGAGCUCCAAGGGCCUCUUGUUGACUAAGUCAGGGCAUUUCUGUGUGCAGGAAACCUGUCUCUCUCCCCAGGGGUUCAGCAUCCCAUCUGCCUGGGCAGGGCUUGCCAGCCUCCUGAGACUUCCCAGGAAGGUGGCUCCUGGCUGCCAGGCCCAGGGUAGAGCCCUUCUCUCAUCUACUCCUUCUCUGUGCUUUGGGGGUCUGGAGGGUACAGCGGGGUGCAGGCUCUCUCUCCUUGUUAGACUUUCCGUGGAGUCCUGCUUCUCCUAGGAGAGUUGCUGUGAACGAGGGGGCAGCUCUGUCAUUCCUCGGAAACAUUUCUCGGGCUGUUUCCUGCAUUUUAUUUUUGGAAGUGUUGGGUUCACCCACAAUAGGACGAAACUGGAAAUGCUGUAAAUGCUAGAGGGUGGUACAGUAGCUGUCAGGAGAUGGUUUUCCUGAGUCUCCCCACUGUUUUUCUCUCUUCUUCCUUCUCUGCCCUCUCCUGGCCAUGUACUUAGGACCCUCCUGGUUGCUCAAAAGAGAACCCACCUACACCUGCUCCCACUCUUGCGCCUCCCUCGUCAUCCUGGGUCUGGAUCCCUCCCCACCUCCCUACUAGACACACCAGAAUGUAUCUUUGUGUUUGCGUCACUGGGGCUCUGCUUCCUGCUAAACUCAUUGCAGCCCAGUAUGCUUAAUGGCCCUUUAAACCGUGUCUUAAAUACCUCCACCUCUAGGAAGGCUCCUUAUCGUAGGUAGGGAGCAGCUUCCUACUGAGAGGUGAAGCUGGCCUUUCUUACACAUUCUGAGGCCAGGAAAGGGAGAGGCAGAGCCUGCAGGCACCCUCUGCAGAUUUCCUGUGCCCUGGAGCCCCAGGGCCGAGCAGUGCAGGGAAAUCUGCUGGUGGGUUUUCUCCUGGGCUUGGUGCUGGGCUGGACCACGCUGGGGACUCAACAGAAUGGAGAGAGGAGUCCUGGCUCCAGAAGGCGUGAUCUGUCACUAAUGUGACAGGAAGGCGGGGGCUUUCACAGGCCUGGGCUUAUCUUCUGUGCAUCCUCCCUUCCAAGGAAUCUCUGGCUGUGGCAUCUGAUGGUGGACAGUCCCGUCUGGGUCUUUAACCACUGGAGAGUGCGCUGCCCUAAGCUAGUGACUCAGCCUUCUUGGAGUUUGGUCUCCCAUCUAUCAAAUAAGGGGUCUGGGUGAGGGCGUCUCCGUGGGAUCUGCCUUAUCAGGCCGCCUUUAACACAAACCCCUGCUGCCUCUGGAGACAUCUAUCUGCAACCCCCAACAUCCAGUCGGGACACCCAUGGAGAAGAGCUUGUUCCCUGGGACAGAUCUAAAGGAACAAGCUUGCUCUGCUGUGUCAGGCCCUCUCCAGGACAGCGCUCUGACUGCCCUCUGGGUCCUGGGAGGAUGAGGCACCAGGCAGAAGAUUUUAAAGCCAUCUUUCCCCGUGUCCCAUGUACACUGGUGAAGGUUCAAGGACAGGUUUUCUCAGGGGCUCCCCAGCUCACUUCCCAACACCCCAGGCUUUGGGUGGGGCCCCAUGGGUGCCAGCUCCCUAGAGACAGUGAGGGAAUUUCCUCCCUGCCCUGAAGUCUGCAGACACUUUUCUUCUGCCUACUUUCCCUUGACAGCUCCUGAGCUGCCCACAGGACCCCCUGCUCUCCAGCCUUUCCUCCUGCACGUGGCCCAGUAGUGAAGAAAGUUUUCCGCCCGCAGAACCAUUACCAGGCAGCUUGGGUCCAAGCUGUCCUCUGUCCCGAGCCAUGUGUCAGGCUCACAGAGGGUGGAGCCUUUCCCAUGGCCCCUCAGUUAGGGGAACCCCACCUUCCCGGAUUGCCCAGGACUGUCCCAGUUGUAACACCAAAAGUCCCGUGUCCCCAGAAACCCUGCAGUCCUGGGCAAACAAGACAGUGGGUCAUGCUAAGUCCAUCGCCUCUCUUCUGUAUAAAAGGCAAAAUCCAGCUCCCCUUGGCCUCCUCCAGUCCCCCUUUGGUCUGAUUGAGCUUAAAAGCAGCUUUCCCUGGUGGCCCAGAGUUGCAGGAGGAGAGGCUCCCAGGAAUUCUCAAGAUCUGGACUCUUUUGCAGAGAUGCUGCCUUGGUCCAGAGGCUGUUGGAGCGAGAGUCCCUCCUUCCACAGGGGCCGCAGCUGACCUGGCUGCCCAUCCUUCCCUUCGGUGGCUCCUCGGACGGCACCCAGGGCAGCCGCAACUCAUCUUGCCAUAUGUUUUGAGCAAGCUUCUCCUGGAAGCCAGGAAUACUGACCGCCCAGUUUCCCCAGGUCUCACUGAUUUCUGCUCCCCAGAGCGUGGUACAGGGCUCAGCAUGUGACAGGUGCUCGCUGAGCUCCCUCAGGAGGAGGGGAUGGCGGCGGGGGGCGGGGGGAGCUGCCACCCGCAUCAGAGCUGGGUCGGUCUCUUCUCCUGGCCUCUGCCUCCUGGAGGGGAUCAGAGAGGAGCAAAGAAGAGGCUGCCAGACUGCUAGAGUCCGUAGGGAUUUGGUGGGGUUUGUUUUUCCUCGGCACUGUCUGCAGACGCGAGGGCAUGAAUAAAAGAGUGAGGAAGAUUUACUGUUCCCACAGCUUGGCAGUAGCCCUGUAUUUGUACAGCGGAUCCGGGGGAGGAGAGGCGGGAGCAGGUGGGGAUGCUGUGGGGCUCGGAGAAAGUCAGACCCUUGUCAGUCUUUUUGCAAAGGCUGUGGGGUGCAAGUGAAGGUGAGGCUGGGAGGGGUCUACUUAGGCCAACUCUCCAACUACCAGGGGCCAGAGUGCCCCCUCCCCCCACUCUCCAGCCUUCCCCCUGCAGGAACCAAUGGCAGGCAGCUUGGGUCCUUGAAUCUCUAACCCCAGGGGCACAUACGUGCUGGGCCUGACAGGCAGUGCUGCCAGUGGGGACCCCGAAAGAAAGGGCCCCAGGCUGGGCUCGGCUGUCACUCAUGGCCCUGGUAAUGGACACAGUCAGCAAAUGACUUUUAUCACAGCCUAGCCUGGCCUGGGGCUGGGAUCCAGAACCUUUUAGCUGAAAGUAGCUGUGGACAGGAUCCAGUGUCGCCUCUGCACGUGUGUCCAAGGCUACACCACCCACCUCUCUCUUGAUGACAUCGUACUUCUCUUGGGGCCACCAAAAAUGGGCCACUCUUUGUACAAAGUCAGUUUUAAUGGGUCUGGUGGUGGGAGAGAGAAGAGAGGAAGGUCUGAGAGACGGGGGGUGGCCCCUGGGAGGGGAUGUCAUCCGUACUAUGUGUGUAUGGAUGCCUGUGUGCCUGUGUGUUUCUGUGUCUGUGUGUGUCUGGGUAUACGUCUGUGUAUUUGUAUGUG